GCCUAGGGGACUGCACCCACCUCCUCCGAGAUCUUCAAGCGCCCCCGGCCUUGGCACAGAGGCUGGAAGGGAGGAGCCAGGAGCGCUGUCCCGAGUCCCCGCCUCCGCAUCUUCAACCUUUGUCUUGCUGGCGCCGCCAACCAGGAGCUCCAUGUCAGAGAGCGGAGAAACCGAGUCCAGAGGCAGACAAGAGGAGGGCGCCAUCCCGUUAGGCUGGGACCCCGAGCCUCGGGGCAGACUGGGAGGAAUGCAAGGAGGGUGGAGGGCUUGGACGGGGGGAGUGGGGAUCCCUUCCAGACGGGUCGCUCUAGCUCUCUGCUUCUGGGGUUUGCAGGUCUCGACUGAGCUGGCCCAGGACAGGGUCCGAUGCCCUGGGGAGCUGUGGCCUCUGCCCCAAGAGGUGUCUCCAAGAGUAGUAACCAAGACUUGGAUGGGCCCAGGGCAGCAGGGCAGCAACAUCACCUUCCUCUACCACCCCUGUGUCCACCCCUGGCUGAAACUCCAGUUUGCCCUUCUGGCCCACAUCUGUGUAUCCCAACCCAGACUGAUCCCUUAUCUCGGCCUCACUCAGCAACGGCCUCUUGUACUGGUUGCCUCGGGGUCAUCACUUGAGAUGGCAAGAGUAGAGCCAGCCUGGGUGGCCCGCUGGUUGAAGAGGAGGAGGAGAAGGGGAAAGAGGAGAGCUUGGCCCACCCCUUCCAGUGCCCCCUGGCUUCACUGGGCAGAGCCCACCCUAGGCAAGGACCACCUGUGUCCAAGAGGGAGUGUACAGGCCCUGGCUACAGCCUUUGCCCUCCGGAGUUGGCGCCCCCCCGGGGAAGGGAUUAAGUCCUGGGGUCCAGAGUACACUCUUGGAGCGAAGAGGAGGGGACUUCGAGCUGCCGUUGGUUCUCUGCCCACAGCCCCUGCCACCAGGGCCCCUCCUCACUCCUUAGGGAUCAGCCCAGGGGAGGCCGGUGAUACUCCCAUGCUGGCCAUUGCUCCGAGAGGUGGAGAAAGCAAUGACUCCCGACCUGGGCAUGGAAGCCCAGGGGGUUGCGUCUGCCCUGGGCAUCCCUCUCCAGCGCCCCGGGCAGCCCCUUCCCGGCCGGCCAGGGCUCCUACUCCGCGAACCGAGGAAGCGGCGUGGGCAGCCACGGCUUUGACUUUCCUGCUGGUGCUUCUCACGCUGGCCACGCUCUGCACACGGCUGCAUCGAAACUUCCGUCGGGGGGAGAGUAUCUACUGGGGGCCGUCGAUGGACGGCCAGGACACGGUGGCAGCCGUGCUGAAGCGGAGACUGCUGGCCGCCGGCCUCCGAAGACCCAAGCGCUCCCGUCGGAGACCCCUCCUCCCGCCCGGCCCCGACCCGGUCGGAGGCAGCCUUGGCCCCGACGGCGGGGGCGGUGACGGCGACAGCUCCUCGGACUGAGGCCUGGCUGGCCCUGGCCACCGAGGAGGGAGGGAGGGCAAGGGGCGGCCCUGAGCCUGGCUCCUCCCGGCCUGGGGUCACCAGUCCCGGGGUGGCCCUGCCACGUGGACAGCGCCCAGCUGGGAGCCCCUGCUGGCCUGUCGGGGCGGUGCAGGCUCCUCCCUGGGCGUGACCCACUCCCUGGAUUUCUAAUUAAAUUAUUUUAGUAGA
Messenger RNA from Vombatus ursinus (common wombat), 1621 nucleotides. RefSeq names its product tumor protein p53 inducible protein 13 (gene TP53I13). The coding region runs from base 152 to 1411 and encodes 419 amino acids. Lineage: Eukaryota; Metazoa; Chordata; Mammalia; Diprotodontia; Vombatidae. Gene Ontology annotation, cellular component: cytoplasm. The transcript is spliced from 6 exons. The record is from RefSeq and is a predicted model, not a curated record.